Messenger RNA from Chilo suppressalis (striped riceborer), 2535 nucleotides. Lineage: Eukaryota; Metazoa; Arthropoda; Insecta; Lepidoptera; Crambidae. The record is from the annotation of a GenBank genome assembly.
AUGGCCAGCACACCUUAUCAAAAUAGAUCACUCGUUGAAUACCGCUUAAUCGUCCUACAGAGUUCAUGGCGGUGUUCAGUAUGCCGCCGGAAAGCCGCUCCUCGCUUACCACCUGCGGCGCAGGACAGUACAGACUCAUUGCUAGAAGUGCCCGUCCUCGACGCCCUUCAGCGACGUCACUCAGAAGCAAGGCUCGGCAGCGGCAGUAGCAGCACAGCGCUAGCGCCACCUAGAUCUCCAGAACUACGCCGGCACUCAGACGUCUCCCCUGCCUCUUUAAAAGAAUUAGAAAAGCUAAAGGGCGUUGGCGGCAGUUCCACGCCGGACGUGAGUUCGCGCCGGCCGAGCACGGUGUCGCCGGCGCGGCGGCGCUCAGUGCGCGCGCCUAGACAACGCUCCUGCGACGAGGACCAGCCGGCGCCAGGACAACCGGCGCUCGCGGCUCCACCUCCUAUGUCUAGAAGAGCGUCAGCAGUGGACGUGGUAGCGGGAUCGCAGUCCCGUCGCGGCUCAUAUCGUGCGGACGACGCAGAAAGCACGCCGCAAAUUGCAGGCCUCAGCGUAGACGAGGAUCGGCCUAUCAGGCGGCGAGGGAGCCAGUUGCCAGAUAUAGCGGCGCUGCAGCAACGCACCGGUGCCCUGAGCGCUAUGGCAGCACUCGCUACUAGAGGACCAGACGCCGCGGCGGAGCCGUCUGCGUCGGUGACGGCCGCAGCCGCUGCGGCAGCGGCCGCCGCGCGGCAGAUGUCUGUCGACGCGGAAGCCAUCAAAAUUGUGAUACACGAUGUAGACGACCGCACACCGCGCCGCGUUUCUUUACGUCGUGACCCCAACGACAAGGGACAUAGGUCACGAGGUUUCGGAAUGCGAGUUGUCGGCGGCAAGCCAGACGUGAGCGGGCGUCGUGAAGCCGUUAUAGUGUGGACUGUGCCUGGUGGUCCAGCCGACAUAGCUGGUCUUCAACAAGGGGAUAAGGUAUUGGAAUGGGGCGGCGUACCGCUAACUGAGCGCAGUUUCGAGGAGGUGUGCGCGGUGCUAGAGCGCGGCGGCGACAGCGUGGAGUUGCUCGUGGAGUCCGCGCCACACCACGAGGACACGCCCGCCGCGCCUACCUCGCACCACCACCACGCGCUUUACGGUACCACUGACUACAUUAUUAAGGAGCAAGAGAGAGCGGAGCGGGCACGCGAGCGGCCGCCGGCGCGCGCUCAGCUGCAAGUGUGGUUUGAGAGCGAGCUGCGCAAGCUGGUGGUUGUGCUGAUAGCGGCCGAUGACCUGCCGCCCCGCGACCACACGCUCGGUUACGGGGACGAGCCGGAGGCCGAAAGCUGUCCUCCGGUUGAGACUGAUCCGGCGUCGGCGUCCUGCAGUCCCGUUUGGAACGCCACGCUUGGUUUCGGCGGGCUCACUGCUGACCUACUAGCUGGUCGCGCCUUGGAGCUUACUCUGUGGGACGCCUGUCCUGGCAUAGAUCCUGUGCUCAUUGGAGAGUGCACGGAACGUGCCGUGUGGUGGACGCUCGAGGAGCGCGGCACCCGAUCGGCGAGCGCCUCGCCGCGUGGCUCCCUGACCGGUGCGCGCGCGCUGCGCCGCGGCGACUUCGCCACGCAGCGCUCCGCCUCUGGUACGGACAGCAACGGAACGCCACGCUUCGCCCUAACAACGAUCAUUGUGAUAUCAAGUCUCCUACUUUCCUCUCCCUCUGUCUCUUUACCCGAACGGCACACGUGCUGGUGUAUAAAUGACGUAGACUCAAUUGGCGAGUGCGCUUCGCUGUUGCACCCCGACCACGCGUGGGUGGGAGGCUCAAGACGAGGCUCUUCCCAGUCAGAAACUCUCGAGGUGGAGGUCUACCAACUGGGGAAGGACUUCUCUCGCUCGCUACCUGAGGGUGGCGCCGAAGGCGGGGGCGGGGCGGGCGUCAGUGGGGGGGGCAGGCGCGAGCGCAGGCGAUCGUCGUGCGUGCGUCGCGACCCCGACGACAUUCUGCGCUCGCUGCGGGCGGUCAAGGGCGAGCUGGGGCGCACGCUCUCGCUCUCAGGAUCCACCGCCAGGCGUACGGCGACGGGGCGCAAGGGCAGCAUGUGGGCGGCGGUGCCGGCGGCGGGCGCGUGCGACGCGGUGUCCGACGACGCGGACCAGGUGCCGCUUGGCCCGGGACAGUUGCCGCCGCGCAACGCGCACCUCCCGCCGCUGCACGCCGAAAUCAAUAUCAGCAUCAUCAUGGUCAAGGGGCAGCUCGAGUUGGAGUGCUACCUGCGUGACGGCGACAAGUGGCUGCACAAGCGCAAGACCCGCGUCAUCCGUCGCACCACCGAGCCACACUUCAAACAAACACUCAAAUACCAGGCCAGCGAAGCGCUCGGUCGCACGCUGGUGGUGAUGUUGUGGCAGCGGUGCGGCGGCUUCGAGCACAACCUAGCGUUGGGCGGUGCCGAGAUAUGUCUGGACAAGUUGACGCUACCGCAGCGCACGUACGGCUGGUACCCGCUUUUCCCUGCCACCUCGCUCGGCGCCGACGAGUCUCCCGACUGA